This is a messenger RNA of Papaver somniferum (opium poppy), 970 nucleotides long. Its product is annotated as photosynthetic NDH subunit of subcomplex B 3, chloroplastic-like. The transcript is spliced from 6 exons. The coding region runs from base 186 to 707 and encodes 173 amino acids. Gene Ontology annotation, molecular function: 2 iron, 2 sulfur cluster binding. The record is from RefSeq and is a predicted model, not a curated record. NCBI's taxonomy places the organism in Eukaryota, Viridiplantae, Streptophyta, Magnoliopsida, Ranunculales, Papaveraceae. Gene Ontology annotation, cellular component: mitochondrion. Gene Ontology annotation, biological process: P450-containing electron transport chain.
ACUGAAGUAGGAUUGAAAAAAAAAAUGUUGUUUAGGCUCAACUAGCUGCAUAUGUUACAUAGAACACACGACUUGGUCGAACUCGAACCACACAACUACCCAAUACCUAAAAUGCCCUUUUCAAUGGAUCAUAUAAGAAUGAGAAAAUUCGAGAAGUGUCGAAGUAGAAGAAGCAGAGAAAAGAAAUGGCUGCCAUUAAUCUGAGAGCUGUAUCACCAAUUCGAUAUCCAGAAAUCUCAACUGAAAACCUUCAUUGCACGAAGCCCGUGGUUUCAUUUCCUUCACUGAAGAAGAAGAAUUCAUUCACAGUGUCUGUGGCAGUAAAUCCUCCUGAGCCUUCACCAGAGAAACCCGAAAUUGAGCUCGAAUUCAUUGGUCCAAAACCACAAGGAGAUGGAACUUAUCCAGUGGAUAAAGCGUCUGCGAUUAGUGGAGAGAAGCUGUUGAAGAAAAUUAUGGCGGAUAACAAGAUAGAACUCUAUGCCGCAUAUGGAAAAGUGAUGAAUUGUGGUGGUGGUGGAAGCUGUGGAACCUGCAUUGUUGAGAUAAUUGAUGGAAGUGAUCUUUUAAACGAAAGAACUGAUACUGAACUCAAAUAUCUUAAAAAGAAACCUGAGUCUUGGAGAUUAGCUUGUCAAACUAUUGUUGGGAACAAGGAAAAUUCCGGCAAGGUUGUUGUUCAGCGGUUGCCACAGUGGAAGAAAUAAUCACCGUUAAUGAAAAAAGAGAUUACUGUGGCUGCAGUAAUGAGGAUUACCUGUCUCACCAUGGACCUGCAAAUGUACUUGUGAUUUUUUGUACUGUGUACCAGUUCCCUCAGAAAAUGAAUGUGUGCUUAUAAAAAAGCAUUUUACUUGUAUGCUGGCAUUCUGAAACCACCUUAAUCCAAGAACUCUCCAGUUGCAAGCACAAAAACCGAUUCUUAGUUCCAGUGAACACGCUGAUUAAUGAAGACAUUCCCUUCUGCUUA